AUGAGCCGCCCAGCGAGGCCGGGAGCGCCAUCUCCGCUGUCCACGCAGCCAAGGCCCAACGCCAGCCCGAACGCUGCCGCUGUCGCUGCUGCUGCCUCCCCCACUUCGGUGGUGUCGGAGCUGACGGAGGAGCAGCGGCAGGAGAUCAAGGAGGCGUUCGACCUCUUCGACACCGACGGCAGCGGCACCAUCGACGUGAAGGAGCUGAAGGUCGCGAUGCGGGCGCUUGGCUUCGAACCACGCAAAGAUGAGGUGCGCCGCCUGCUCUCUACCAACAGCGACGAACGUAGCGGCGGCGGCGGCAGUGGCGGCGACACGGAGACGCUGGCGAUCGGCUUCGCGGAGUUCAUGGACAUCAUGGCUCGCAAGAUGACGGAGCGUGACUCGCGCGAGGAGAUGCUGAAGGCGUUCCACCUCUUUGACGACGACAAGACGGGGAAGAUCUCGUUCAAGAACCUCAAGCGCGUCGCGCAGGAGCUCGGCGAGAACAUGACGGACGCGGAGCUCCAGGAGAUGAUAGAUGAGGCCGACCGCGACGGCGACGGUGAGGUGAGCGAGGAGGAGUUCCUCCGCGUGAUGAAGAAGACAUCGCUCUACUGA
Molecule: messenger RNA, 600 nt
Organism: Trypanosoma grayi
Lineage: Eukaryota; Euglenozoa; Kinetoplastea; Trypanosomatida; Trypanosomatidae
Product: centrin
Exons: 1
Coding region: 1-600 (199 amino acids)
Biological process (GO): spindle pole body organization
Cellular component (GO): central plaque of spindle pole body
Molecular function (GO): calcium ion binding; enzyme regulator activity
Source: RefSeq, a predicted model, not a curated record